CUCCCUCCAACUCGGGCCCCGGAGCCCUUGGCAACACCCGAGGAAAGGCGAGCGUGAGACAGGCGAGGUGCCCCGGAGAGCCGGCCGAUCGUCCCCGCCAGCCGCCGCUGGGAGGCAAGGCGACCGAUCCGCGCAGCCCACCUGGGCAGCCCCGCCCUGCGCUCCAGCCUCUGCGGCCGGCCCCACUCCUGCCGGGGCCUUGCAGAGCGCGGGCUGCGCGGGGGAAGCUCCCCUUGGCUGCGGGAGACGCGGCGAAUCGAUGGGGUGAGCCAUCCUUGGCGCCGCCGGGAAACGAUGGACGAUUCCGGGAUCAUUCGCCGGCGGAGGCUCCAGAAGGACCUCCCUUUGCCCAGAAAAAGCAGCAGCUGCCGAACCAGCAACAGAAAAAGCCUGAUCCUGACAAGUACAUCACCAACACUGCCACGACCUCACUCUCCACUCCCAGGUCAUAUUGGUAGCAGCCCCCUUGACAGUCCUCGGAAUUUCUCCCCCAACACACCAGCCCACUUUUCCUUCGCUUCUUCCCGCAGUCGUCUUGCUCCUCCCAAGAGCGUCUUCAUCAGCUGCCUUAUCAGCCAACUGUGGAUGAGCUGCACUUCCUGUCCAAGCAUUUUGGAAGCACCGAGAGUAUAACCGAUGAUGACGGGGGGCGGCGGUCUCCCGCAGUACGGCCUCGGUCCCGGAGCCUCAGCCCGGGCCGGUCUCCAUCCUCCUAUGAUAAUGAGAUAGUCAUGAUGAAUCAUGUUUACAAGGAACGAUUCCCCAAG
Messenger RNA from Thamnophis sirtalis, 767 nucleotides. The record is from RefSeq and is a predicted model, not a curated record. NCBI's taxonomy places the organism in Eukaryota, Metazoa, Chordata, Lepidosauria, Squamata, Natricidae.